Messenger RNA from Hipposideros armiger (great roundleaf bat), 1058 nucleotides. RefSeq names its product F-box/LRR-repeat protein 12-like. The transcript has 5 exons. Bases 341 to 607 code for a protein of 88 amino acids. Gene Ontology annotation, molecular function: protein binding. The record is from RefSeq and is a predicted model, not a curated record. NCBI's taxonomy places the organism in Eukaryota, Metazoa, Chordata, Mammalia, Chiroptera, Hipposideridae.
AGCAGAUUUCCUUGAUGGAGUGUCUGGUUCCCUGCAGCGAGAUUUGGUAUUUCUAUUCAUACUCGCAGGUUGAUGCCCCCAGCGCCUCGUCCCCCACACCCGGAGUCCUGUGUCCUGGAGACAUCACAGGAUGUCUCAGCAGCCGCUCUCUUCCGGGUACGGAUUUCAGAUCUGAUUGAAAGCUCUGUCUUCCCUAUUGGGUGACUCACAGAGGAAGAUAAGAGGAAACAGUGCCCAGAAUUCAGCUACCAUCUCCCAGACAUUUCAACAACUCUCCAGUUGCCUAGACUCCUUAAGUCAACCCUGGAAAGCAACAGACUCAAAUUCUUCAUCACAGUACAUGCAUACAACUGUCACAGAGCAAAGCUCGGUAACCACCUUGACAUUGCCUGUUUCUGUGAUGCUGAAGACAUUCUCCUUCCUGUGCAUUACCAAGAAGAUUCAAAUUUCCAGAGUUUGUAGGCUUUGGAAGAUGCUCGUUGAACAUUCUGCACUAUGGAGAUGUGUACCUGACACCUUGCAGGGUACAAAUGGCUUUGCCUGCUUAGUGCUUGGACUGUAUGUGAGUGAUAACCCAGAGAAAGACAGCAGGCAACUGAGUUAUUGACAAUGCAGCCAUUGGUGAGUAUGGAAAGCCUCCGUCUACUUAAAUUAUACUGCUGCUGACAGCAGUGGGCAGGUUUCUCCUACUAGCAUUGAUGUGCUAAGUGUAUUCAGGAAGUACUCAAGGAUUUGAGCCCCGUGGAAUGUUCCCAGGACUCUGAGAUAGAUAUAAUGGGUCACAACCCCUCAAUAGCUAAUACUCUUUCUAACAUCAUACUGAUUUAUUCCAGCAGAUUGUGUAUUUACAGAAGAAAUACAAGAAGUUUUCUUUCUCUAAUUCAGAUCAUUGGGAAAUAAUUCACUCAUUAAUUGUGUUAUUGGCUAUAAUGGUAUGAGGGCUGUGACAAAUAGAGAUGGGCGAGGAGCAGAACAUUAUGGUCCAAUAGGGAGGCAGUGGUUUCAUCAGGUGAGGCCAGUCAAUCCAGUGUUACAGGUCCUGGGUGAGGGCUGUGAUG